UCCAUCCUACGUCUGCCUAUCCGGACUCGAAGUAUGGGGGAAUAUGUCGCCGGAUCUGACCCGUCAUGGGAUCCUUACAAGACCCCGCUUCGAGCGCAGUUCGCAAAUGCAUAGAAGACAACUCUUUCUACAAUGAAGAAGGUGAAGAAUAUGGCGCGUCGAAAUUUGGCGGCUUUGGCGAGUACAUCCGACGCAAGAAGAUCAAGUUGCAAAACCGCGAUGCCGAAAUACGUUCAUCCUCCGUUGGUAAUCCUCCGAUCUUUCGCGGUGUGAUAGCACAUGUGAAUGGCUACACUCAACCCUCUUUCCAAGACCUUCGUCAACUUAUAGUGAGCUAUGGCGGUUCAUUUCUCCACUACCUGGAUGGAAAGACCGUAGCUACACAUAUCAUCGCUACUGCUUUGACUCCCAAGAAACGGGAAGAAUUCAAAAGAUACCGCAUAGUGAAGCCAACAUGGGUGAUUGACAGUAUCAAAGCUGGGCGGCUGCUUCCUUGGGACAACUACAAGGUGAUAGAUCAGGGCCAGACUCAGAAGGUUCUUAGUUUCCAUAAUGGCCAUAUGUCGAGCCAGGUGCACCAUCAGUGGUCGCGUUACAAGGAAGAGGCCGGUUCUGGUCAGCAUAACCCCCGUCCUGGAAACUCUGACGUAAUAAGCCUUGAAUCCAAUAAACCCAACAAGUCCUCACUGUUAUCAUCCGGAUAUGACGACUGUGAUGAUGAGUCGCUGUCUGAUUAUGGCGAAUUCCCCAGUUUUACCACUCAAGAGGAGAGAGCUUGUGAUUCUUUGGCCGGGAAUUCUUCGAAGGAAGAUGCUGGCUUGGAUCCAGCAGCGAGGAAUGUUGAACCGUGCAACGGGAUACUCAACGGAUCUCUACAACCUGGAGCUGGCGUUGCGCAAGCACUACCCCUGACAGGAAAUUCUUUUCCUCCUCCCAAAACGGUCAUAAGCCCUGAAGCGUACAAUGCACAGCUCUUGUCGGAUUCUCGGAUGCGGACCGCAUCUGCGCUCAAUCCUGACUUCCUUCAGCAGUUCUACAGGGAAUCCCGUCUGCAUCAUCUCUCGAUAUGGAAGGCAGAGUUAAAAGCACAACUGCAGUCAGCGGCUAAUGAGAAAUCCAAACCUCAACUUGGCCGGAGAAAAUUAACCCCCGGAUCGAGGAGGUAUAUUCUCCACGUAGACUUUGAUUGCUUUUUUGCGGCAGUCUCAACUCUCAAGCACCCUGAACUUGAAGGGAAACCGGUCGCCAUUGCUCAUGGCACUGGACCUAGUUCUGAAAUAGCCAGCUGCAACUAUGCAGCUCGGGCGUAUGGUAUCAAGAAUGGAAUGUGGAUGAAAGGUGCCUUGGACGCGUGCCCCGAGCUUCAAGUUUUGCCCUACGAUUUCCCCGCCUACGAAGAUGCCAGCCGCAAGUUCUACAGUUCGAUUCUCUCCAUCGACGGGAUUGUGCAAAGUGUGAGUAUCGACGAGGCCCUCGUUGACAUAAGUACUCUGUGCCUUGAAGCUGGUGGCUCCGACGGUAGAGGUGUAACCGAAGGAUCCAUAUAUCGGGAACAGGCAAAGGCAGAUGAAAUUGCCCAAGGCCUCAGAGCUUCUAUAAAAGAGAAGACGGGAUGCGCCGUCUCUGUUGGCAUUGGUGGCAAUGUCCUGCUUGCCAAAGUCGCUUUACGGAAAGCGAAGCCGGCUGGCCAGUUUCAUCUGAAGCCAGACGCCGUCUUGGACUUUGUAGGCAACUUGACGGUUCAGGAUCUUCCUGGUGUCGGGUACAGCCUCAGCGCAAAGCUCGAGGAGCUGGGUGUCAAAUUCGUCAAGGACGUCAGGGACAUUUCCCGAGAAAGACUAGCCUCCAGCUUAGGGCCCAAGACAGGUGGGAAGAUUUGGGAUUAUGCUCGCGGAAUUGACCGAACAGAAGUCGGCAACAGCGUGUUACGAAAGUCAGUUUCGGCUGAAGUCAACUGGGGAAUUCGAUUUGUCACUCAAGAUCAAGCUGAGGAUUUUAUUAGAUCCCUGUGCGGUGAACUUCACAAGCGUUUGCUUGAAAACCUGGUCAAAGGCAAGCAGCUAACGCUCAAAGUUAUGCGGAGAUCCCUGGACGCUCCAUUGGAGCCUGUCAAGCACUUGGGGCAUGGGAAGUGUGAUGUAUUCAAUAAAAGCAUCAUACUUGGUGUCGCCUCCAAUUCGAAGGACAUCCUCGGGAAAGAAGCAGUCUCCAUGCUUAGGAGCUUUUGCUUUUCCCCUGGGGACCUGAGAGGACUAGGUGUCCAGAUGACAAAACUUGAACCCCUCAAGCCUGGGGUAACAGUGACCUCUGAGAGUAGUCAGCAACAGCUUGACUUUAAGAGAUCUCCAGCUCAUAAUAGCAUCCAGCGAGACCGUGAUCCAGAUGAUCUAGAUAGCCCCAGAAAGGGUAACGUGUCUAGUUGGGAUGUUUCUGAAUCUGUCAGGCUCGGUCCCUCCCUGAACGAUAGCAGUCAUAAGCCCUUGAACAUAUCUGGGACUCAGUUUGUUAUGCCGACCCAGGCUGAUCCGAAAGUUGUCGCUGAGCUCCCUAGUGACAUCAGGUCGAAACUUGUAUCUCAGGCUAAGCAUGGAAACGAUUCCCGUCCUACAUCUCCCUCUCCGCCUUCUCGACGGCGGAUACCAGUUGCAGCAGAACUCCCUCCCCAGUCACAGCUCGAUCUUGAAACCCUAUCGGCCUUGCCUGACGAUGUACGGGCUGAAAUCAUGGCCUAUUAUGAUCAGCCCCAAAGAAGUGCUACAUCACAGCCAUAUAUUACAGGGUCUGCUCCUUUUUCACGUCCUCGCUCCUCCGAUUCUUCGAAGACCAAAAGACCGUCUACGCCUACCAAGAAACGUCGUGGUCGCCCCCCAGCCAAACCAGUCGGCAACAAGACACUCAUGCAAUCUGGUUUUGUACUUCCCCGACCCGCAACUCCCCAGAGCAACCCUGGUGAAGAAGAAUUCUCAAGACAAUCAACCCUUUCUUUGGAACAAACUGAGAUAUCAGAAGAGUUCCUCGAAGCCCUCCCGGAUGACAUUCGCCGCGAGAUACUGGAAGAGCAAAAAAGAGCUCGCACUCUUCAACAACGCCCAAGGUUUCAAGCAGCCGCUUCAUCCAGCCGAAACCCCAUACCUCCAGCCCCCCAGACUACAAGACCAAGACGACUCACUCUCCCUCCUCGUCCCGAGAAACCCACGUUCACAUCACAGAAAUUAUCUAGCCUACCAGAACUACGCAAUGCCAUUUCUUCAUGGUACUCCGCCUUUGCGAGUGAAGGGCCCAUUGACGAGGAUGUAACAGCUUUAGCCGACUAUCUACGAUGUGUCGUCCUUGAAGAAAAGGAUAUGGACAAGGCUUCCUCCCUGGUUAAAUGGCUAUCCUGGCUAGUUGACGAUGGACGGAACCAGAACCAGGAUGCUAUUCAUAUUGGCCAAGAAUCCUCUAAUGUUCCUGUCGGCGGGGCCUCCCAAGAUGCGGCAGUGACAUGGGAUGAGGCCCUUCGGCUGUUGCGGGAGAGUGUGACAAAUGCUGCAGAUGAAAGGGGCUUGCCACCAGUCGAGCUUGAUUGAUGUUCUUAUUUACCCUCUUGGCCUGGCUUGUGCUUGUUGUGCAAUACAUAUAUAUAGGACACAAAUGAUGGCUAUGGUUUGUAAUGAACUUAACUUAUGGAAUGUUUUAAAACUCUUCCUCAACAGGAAGCCUGUUUAAUUCUAGUCCGACCUUACAACACCCCGGCAGGUCAAACCAAUAAACUACCUUGCACAGACAGGAGCAGGCUCUGAUGGCAUUCUUGACCGGAAACAUGGAGUCUCACGUCCAGAAAUAGAACAACCUAUAUCUUGUUAACCCCGAUUCCACGCCUCGUCUUUUAGGAAUCCGCGGGCUUGCCAACCAACAUGGCAUAUAUUUCGUAUUCACGCGGUUAAAGAAGACCCCGUCCAACUCACAACCUGCGUGGCCACCGGCAAACGGCUCUAGCCAGAGAGUAGCUGACCGAGUGUGAAGACCACGACUGCCACGAGGCUGUCCCUCCAGAUCAACCAGAUGCAGCGGUCCAUGACGCUCCGUUGAUCUUGGUAGAUGCCAAGGAGCAAUGUCUAUGCGAGGUCUCUAUUGGACAACCCGGUACCUCACUCUCAGUUACGUAUGGCCACGAUUCAAGGUAAUCCAACUCGAAAGGAUAAUAGGGAAAGUCUUUUCAGGCAGGCGGCAUUACGAGCACUUGAAAACAGACUACCGAAUGUGGUGCAGGAUGCCAUGGCCAUCACAGCUGGCCUCGGGGAGCAAUACAUCUGGAUCGGCUCGCGGUGUAUUGUGCAAGACGACUAGGACGAAAGCCCGGCUGAUCGGGAGGAUGAACUGGAUAUACGGAGAUGCCAUCUUGAACAUUGUAGUCGCCACGGCGAGGACUCCGGAGACAGAUGGACGCUUUUGGGGGCAUUGUGGUGGCUAUUAGUCCCAAUUUUGCGCACACGAGGAUAAUCCUCCGAGCUACCCUUCAGUCUCGAAUAUAUUCAUCCUUCCCUUCGUACGGAAUUUUAACUGCCUUCCCCAAGCUACGACACGCAGCAAUAUGAUGCCUUUCCCCAACUGUAACCAGUAAGAGCCAAAUCUCCUGCUCGAUGCAAUACAUCGAGGGUGUUAUUUUCAGGGCCUCAGGAACUUGGAGAUCCGCUACAGUAAUGUGCGCAAA
Molecule: messenger RNA, 4693 nt
Organism: Monascus purpureus
Lineage: Eukaryota; Fungi; Ascomycota; Eurotiomycetes; Eurotiales; Aspergillaceae
Source: the annotation of a GenBank genome assembly